Molecule: messenger RNA, 1239 nt
Organism: Blepharisma stoltei
Lineage: Eukaryota; Ciliophora; Heterotrichea; Heterotrichida; Blepharismidae
Source: the annotation of a GenBank genome assembly
AUGUUUUCCUCAAGACUUAGGAUGCCAGGCAACUACCAAGAACAUGUGGAUAGGGUAAAUGGAAUCAUAAGAGAUCUAAGAUUGGCCAAAUGUGCAGAUAAUAUUAUUGGAAGUAUAACCAAAAAAGGACUAUCUGGAGGUGAAAGGAAAAGAGUUUGUAUUGGGAUGGAACUUAUCACUGACCCAAUUGUCCUUAUACUUGAUGAGCCUACUUCAGGUCUUGAUAGUUUCACCGCUGAAGUAGUUAUUGACUUAUUGAUAGAGCAAGCCAGAAAAGGUAGGACUAUAAUGUCAACUAUCCACCAACCAAGCACCAGUAUGUUUGAUAAGUUUGACAAAUUAGUAUUAUUAGCAGAAGGUCAUCUUGUAUAUCAAGGCCUUGCUUCUGAGUCCACAAAAUAUUUUUCCAAAAUUGGAUAUGGAUGUCCAAAACUUAUGAAUCCAGCUGAUUAUUACAUGAGACUUCUUCAUGUUGUAGAUAGGAAACAUCAUACUGAACAAGAGCAUGAAAAAAUUGAAAGACUAGUAAAAGCUUACGAAUCAGAGGGUAACAAUACUGAGGAUUAUGACAAUACUAAGCUUGAGCCUUUGCAAACUAAACAUUUAACAUCGCCCACAAACUUUGCAACACAGUUUGUGCUAUUAUUUAGAAGAGCUUGGAUAAAUUCAAGGAGAGACCCACUUGCAGGCCAGCUUUUAUUUAUUGAGUAUAUCAUGAUGGGCGUUUUAAUCGAUUUGCUUUGCAAUAAUUUAGCAAACAAUUAUGAUUCUGCAACAACUAGAACUCAGACUUUAUUUCUCUCUGCAGCAGCUGUAGGCUUUUAUUCUUGUCAAAAUGCAGCUAUGCAAUUCCCAAGCGAGACCCCUAUAUUUCUUAAAGAAAGUAAACAAAGGAUUUAUUCAACAACUUCUUACUAUAUGGCUAAGUCCCUUGCAGACCUGCCUAUGCAAUUUCUACCAAAUUUUCUGUUUUGUCUUAUUAUAUAUUGGGCAAUCCCUUUUAAUGAUUAUGAUGCAAGUAAAUUCUGGAUAUUUUACUUUCUGCUCACUUUAUUACAAAUAAAUGCUCUUGGUGUUGGAUAUGUUUUAGGCUCUUGUGUUAAAACAGAAACAAUUGCCUUGGCUAUUACUCCAGUUUUUUUACAACCUAUGAUGCUUUGGUCUGGACUAUUUCCGCAUGUAGAUAGUUAUCCUGCAGGAUUUGCUUGGGUACAAUAUUUUUCUGUAAGAUUUAUUUAG